AGGCUGAAUGUUGUGUUUCCGCCCACGACAGACGGUUUCCUUAUUUUUCGAUCAAUACAACUAUUUUGCAGUUUAUUCCUUACUGAAUGCAAAUACUUGUCUAAGUAUGUGAGAAGUUAUGAUCAUCAAUGUUGGGGAUAGAAUUAACAAAUCGUACUCAGAGGCAUGUUGUGGGUAUAAUUCUUCUGCUCCUGGUCGCUAUAAUUUGGGUGGCAUCUUCUGAAUUAACCAAGUAUAUAUUCCAGGCGGAGAAAUAUCCAAAACCAUUUUUCAGUACCUAUCUUAAGAAUAGUAUGUUUAUGCUCUACUUAUUUGGAUUCUUACUAUUCAAGCAAUGGAGAGAUAAAUGUAAAAAGCAUAGGUGCGAAAUAGCAAUCAAUAAUGGAAGUUCAGAUGAAGAGCAAACUUUAAGUGAACCUAUUUAUGUUCCUGUAAAGUUUGAGAGAUCUUCUUCAAAUGAAUCAAACAUUGAUUAUUCUCCAACGUCUAAUCCCAGACGAGUAAGAUUUAAUCGACUAUCAGAAGUACGCUGUUUAUCAGAGUCAAUAGCUGAUGAUGCCUCAUUGGCUAGGUUAUCCUAUACAGCUUAUCAACAAGCGCAGGCAACUAGAUUACGUAAUUCUAAUAGUUUACCAGCAAAACAAGUUGCAAAAAUUGCCUGCCUCUUCUCUAUAAUCUAUUUUCUCGCUCAAUUUUCGUAUCAGGAGGCCCUUGACAAAACUGGUGCUGCUGGAGUCGUUAAUGUUUUAUCAUCGACUUCAUCAGUGUUUACAUUAAUACUAGCUGCAAUUUUCCCUUCGAAUACCAACGAUAAAUUUACACUAUCGAAAUUAGUAUGUGUUCUCUUCGGAAUAGGAGGAGUGACUCUGGUAUGUUUAUCCGAGCUGAAUUUUGGAAAAGGUGUUCCCAUGGAUAUAUUAUGGUCCUUGCUCAGUGCUUUAAUGUAUGCAGUAUAUUUAGUUCUAUUAAAGCGAAAAGUAGAUCAUGAAGAUAAACUGAAUGUGCCUAUGUUUUUCGGAUUCGUCGGUCUUUUUAUAUGUCUGUUAUUAUGGCCUGGAUAUUUUAUUUUGGACGCAACUAAAGUAGAACCUUUUCGAUGGCCAGAUAAAACUUUGUGGUUAUAUUUGAUUAUUAAUGGGUUGAUUGGCACUGUAUUAAGUGAUUUAUUUUGGCUUUGGGGAUGUUUUCUUACCUCAUCACUUGUGGGAACUUUUUCACUUAGUCUUACAGUUCCACUUUCGAUGCUUGCCGAUAUUAUUGUUAAAUCCGCGAAAUAUAAAUGGCCGUUUUACGUAGGAACUAUUCCUAUUGUUUUUAGUUUCUUUGCAAUUACAUUUUUAUCCCAUUUCGACAAUUAUGAUCCAGUUUUGUUGGGUUUGAAAAAAUGCUUUCAGAAAUUUUGCCGUCGAAAUGAUUUUAUAAGAUCCAGAGAUGGAGAUAGGGAACAAACUGAGAGAUUAAUUCAGAAUUAGACACCUGAGCAAGAGAUUGAAAUUAUGAUCAAAUAUAUAGCAUACUAACACAUAGUUUUACAUACUUGUAUAAAAAACAUUAAUUUUUUCUUUUUAUAGAAAAAAAUUGUACAAAAAAAACGUUUUGCAUACUAAGUCAUUGAUUAAUAAAUUGCCGAAUGCGUUUUCAUUCAUAUAGUUCUCGUUGCUAUCUUGAUUAUUAUGGUAUUACGUAACAAAGAAAAAAAUAAGAUCAAGUAGCCCUGCUUUUAUAGAUAUUUUACAUACUAAAUAUUGUUAUGAUUUAAUUGUGUUUAACACAUAUUUUGUCUCUAAACCAUUCCAUUGAUACAUAAUAAAUUGUAUUUACAGUUGUAUUUACUGCAUAUAUGCAAGCAUAUAUAUUUUUUAUUCAGUAUGCACUGUCUAUCAAGUUUUUUAUUUGCUUUUUUUAAUAAUUAAAUAACUAAUAAAGAAUGUUUUUAAUACUCUUCUGCUAUAUACUUUUCAACUUAUUUUCAUGUCUAAUCAUCAUUUGUUUUGCCUUUACAUCACUAAAAGUAUUGCUACUAACGAGCUCAAAUUUAUUUAGCUAUCAAAAUAUUAUUAUCUAUUACACAGAAUG
Molecule: messenger RNA, 2076 nt
Organism: Dimorphilus gyrociliatus
Lineage: Eukaryota; Metazoa; Annelida; Polychaeta; Dinophilidae
Source: the annotation of a GenBank genome assembly